AUGGCACCGCCAAAAUUUAGUCAGAUGUCCAUGGCAAACCUCCGGAAAGCCUGUGGGGAACGGGGAAUAGACCAUUCCUCCUUGGAUAAAGAGGACAUGAUUGCGCAGCUGUAUGGCCAUGAAAGCCGACAGCGUGAAGAAGAAGCUACUGCAGUCAAGCUCAAAGAGUUGGAGCUAGAGAAGCUGAAGCUAGAACUCGAAGCAGCCAAACAACGACAUGUGGCGGAACACCAACUGUUGGUGGAAGAACGAAAGUUGUUAGAAACCAAGCUUGCCCUGGAAGGACAAAAAACCCCACCGGCAACCGCCACAGCAGAGUCCACGAAGGGUCCCAAGAUUCCACCGUUCGUCGAGGGUGAGGAUGUAGAGGUGUACCUCACCACAUUUGAACGCCUCGCGACAGCCAAUGGGUGGCCCAGGCCCAAGUGGGCUCCUAAGCUUGCAGCACUCCUAUCUGGGAAGGCCCGAGAAGCCUUUGUUCAGCUGUCCGAAAACGACAGCAUGGAUUAUGACAAGGUCAAACUCGCCAUAUAUGCCAAAUAUGAACUAACGGCAGAGGAGUAUAGGCGACGCUUCCGGCACUCCAGGAAAAAACCAGCUGACAGCUACAAGGAGUGGCUGUGUCAGCUCAAUGUUGCUCUCGGUCGCUGGGUCGAUGCCGCUCAACGCGAACGCAAGAAGGAGGACGAUAGGGCGCAGUUUCUCAGCCAGCUAAUCAUAAGAGAACAGUUCCUGGAUGGUUGCCCUCCUGAUGUUGCGGACAAACUGCAGGAACAGGAAAUGUGGGAGCCAAAAGACUUGGCCGCUGCUGCCGACCGUAUCACUAACAAACACAAGUACUCUAACACAAGCCCCUCGCUCCCCAAACUCUACUGCCACCACUGCAAGUCAUACGGCCAUGAAACCCAAGGAUGCAAGAAGCGGCCAAAGCCGCAAACAAGCAUGUUCUGCCAAGGUCGUUACAGAUUCUGGGACUCGGACCAGCCCGUCCCAGACAACCAGUACAGCCUUGAAGGCAAAGUCAACGGCCAGAGAGUCCAUGUCUACCGAGAUACGGGAAGCACCAUGACUAUCGUCAAUGGCAAGUACGUACCAGAACAGUCAUACCUCGGCGAAUUCAUCAGAGUUAGGAUGGCCAAUGGCACGGUUGAUGAGAUUCCCACGGCUCUCGUCACUCUCGACGUUGCAGGCCAACAGAAGCAAGUAGAGGUUGGAGUCAUGAACACUCCAUUCCCUGUCCUGCUGGGCAACGAUUACCACACCGCAUGCGCUGUCACCCGUGCACAGGCCCAACGAGCCAAAGCAGCUGAGGAGAAGAUAGCGGAAGAGGCAUCCCGAUCCGAUGUCCAUCCCACCCCCCUCUUCCCGGCAGAGGAAGCGGAAACAGUAGAUGACGACGACAACGGAAUUCUCAUAGAAGACGACCUCCUCGACGACGCAGACCCGGCAAUCUCUCUAGAGGAUGAGCCGUCCGUCUUUGAUAUCACCCCACAGCUCCUACUUGCCCAGCAGUCUGCCGACCCCUCCCUGCACUCUGCAUGGCAGGAUGCUGUUUCAGAACCGGAGAGCAGUCACCUGCAAACAUGCUAUGUUAAGAGGCGUGGGUACCUCAUGAGGAAAUGGACUCCACCUAAGCGACGGAAUGAGAACAGUACAGCACUGGGUAUUUCGCCGGUCUUCCAGGUGGUCGUCCCUGCAGAGCAUAGAAUCACUGUUCUUCGGCUAGCCCAUGCAAUCCCGUUCGCAGGGCACUUAGGGAUCGCCCGCACAAGGGAGCGUGUCCUCCAGCAUUUCUAUUGGCCCGGAAUCUUCAGAGAUGUGAAGCGCUUCUGCAAAGGAUGCCCACAAUGCCAAAAGUCUGCCACCCGACGUGCGGGAGAAAAACACACAAUGGUAGCUCCGCCCAUCAUCGGCGAACCAUUCCGACGGAUUGGUAUUGAUAUUGUUGGCCCACUUCCCCGAUCACACUCAGGCAACAGGUUCAUCCUCACUAUUGUGGACCAUGCUACACGCUACCCAGAAGCAAUACCCCUCCCGUCCACAGAAGCUGAACGUGUCGCUAAUGCACUCGUGGCCUUUUUCUCCAGAGUUGGCAUCCCUGAAGAGCUCCUCACUGAUCAGGGAGCCAAUUUCAUGUCCACAGUUAUCACCCAACUGUGCGAGCAGCUCGGCAUCCACAAACUCCGCACUUCACCUUACCACCCUCAAACAAACGGAGUAUGCGAGCGCUUCAACGGCACCCUCAAAGCCAUGCUCCGCAAGCUUGUAAGUGACGACGCCAAAGACUGGGAUGAAUACCUCCCACACAUAUGUUUCGCCUAUCGGGAAACUCCGUGCUCAUCGACGGGCUUCUCGCCCUUUGAACUGACCUUUGGACGACCAGUCAGGGGUCCACUGACAGUUCUCCAGGAGACGUGGCUUGACGAGGAGGAGCAUGAAGACAGCCUUGCCGACUACAUCACCGACUUGAAGACUAAGCUUGAAUGGAUGAAAGAGUGGUCCCUUCAUACACAAGAAACAGCACAGAAGAAGUCCAAAGCCUGGUAUGAUAAGACAGCCAGAGACAGGGAAUUCAGUGUCGGUGAUCAAGUUCUGGUACUUCUCCCUUCCUCUACCUCGAAACUACAACGACAAUGGAGAGGACCCUACACCAUCAUGCAGAAGAUGAACUCUGUAGACUACAAGGUGGACACAGGCCGUCGGAUAAAGAGGAUUCGGAUCUAUCACGUUAACCUUCUCCGCCCAUGGGAGCAGCCAAUGCAGAUUGCAGCCUCUACCACACUUGAUAGUGGAUCAGGAGAAGACCUUCCC
This is a messenger RNA of Branchiostoma floridae (Florida lancelet), 2811 nucleotides long. RefSeq lists its product as uncharacterized. The record is from RefSeq and is a predicted model, not a curated record. The annotation marks the transcript as partial. The transcript has a single exon. Gene Ontology annotation, molecular function: nucleic acid binding. Lineage: Eukaryota; Metazoa; Chordata; Leptocardii; Amphioxiformes; Branchiostomatidae. Gene Ontology annotation, biological process: DNA integration.